Molecule: messenger RNA, 451 nt
Organism: Neomonachus schauinslandi (Hawaiian monk seal)
Lineage: Eukaryota; Metazoa; Chordata; Mammalia; Carnivora; Phocidae
Product: platelet factor 4-like
Exons: 3
Coding region: 57-377 (106 amino acids)
Biological process (GO): inflammatory response; cellular response to lipopolysaccharide; antimicrobial humoral immune response mediated by antimicrobial peptide
Cellular component (GO): extracellular region
Molecular function (GO): chemokine activity; CXCR chemokine receptor binding
Source: RefSeq, a predicted model, not a curated record
CUAAGCCCCAGCCCCGACUGCCCUUGCACGCUCGGCUUCUGCGGCACCUGCUGGACAUGAGCGUCGGAGCGCGUUCCCGCGCCCCCAGCCCCUGGCUGGGCGCCGGGCUGCUGCUCCUGGGGCUGCUGCUCCUGCCAGCAAGGGUCGCCCUCCGCACAGUGGACCUGGAAGGAGGAGAUGAGGACCUGCGCUGCGUGUGUAUGAAGACCACCUCCCUAGUCCGUCCCAGGCACAUCAGUAGCCUGGAAGUGAUCGGUGUCUCAGGCCACUGCCCCACCCCCCAGAUGAUAGCUUCGCUGAAGGAUGGGAGGAAAAUAUGCCUGAACCCGAAUGCCCCCCUGUACAAGAAAAUAAUCAGAAAGCUUUUGAAGAGCUAGCUACUUAGCUGCCUGACUCUGUACCCUUUCGACAGAGCAUGUUUUUUGUUUUUGUUUUUUCAUUUGCAACCUAA